AUGGCCUCACCGUUGCACAACCAUCGUGGAGCAGAAAGAAGUGAUGGGGAGCUGUCGAGCGGCGACGACGAGCCGGCGGUCAAGUGCGCCCGCGUCCCUGCCAUCUCGGAACAGCAAUCGAGCUCGGGCACCAAAUGGCGUCAGUUGAUCGUGGAGCGCGAGCUGGACCGGGUCGGCGAGGUUCGACUGCAGGAAAACAUCGUCAACCGUGGCAGCGAAACGUUCGAGCCACCGCCCGUGCAAGCUUCUUCGGUGGCCGCUCCGCUGAUCGCCGUCUCGCCCGCCGACGACGAGGACCCGUUCGCCGGGCCGCCCGAUUUGGCCAGCAUCGAGACGUUUGGUUUCAGCAAAAAUGAGCCCAGAAGAAAAGAGGACGACCGCGGCUUCCGGCGACAGCCUUGCUACGUCGCCGGACGCUUGAUGACCGAACGGCCGCCAAAAAACUUUCGCAUCAAGCCAAAGCAACCGGGCGCCGGCGACAAGGUGGCUAAACCAGUGGAACAACCGGCUGGCCGUGGUCGUGGGGGCGCGGCUCGAGGACAUGGCCCGCGCGGGAUGCCGAUGCGGGGUGGCCGUGGCGGCCGAGGCGGCGGUCCGGCCGGGAUGUCCAGACCCGGGCAGGCAAUGAAACGCCCUCACGAACAACGGUACGAGCAGCGGCGGUACACGUUGGAGGGGCUGCUGGAAGCCGAAUUCGAUCCGGCGCUGAGCAUUGAGGAUUUUAGUCGGCAGAUGGCCGAGGCGCUUGGCGAGAUGAACGUCGAGCUGUUGACGAAGUUGGUGACGUUGGCGGGCAAGGAAAAGGCCUACGAAGUGUUCGACAAGACGCGCCAAAUCGAGAAGGGCGGCGGGAUGAAGACGGCUGAUGGAAGCAGGCAGCGCACCCCGGGCGGCAUCUUCAUCUACCUGCUGAAGGCCGACGAGUCGCUGCCAAAGGAAGAAGUGGCCGCCAUCUUCGCUCCCAGCCUCAUCGAGCAGCGCAGAAUCGCGAAGGCGAAGAAGCGCAGACGUCUCAACGAGGCAAAAGCCCAAGCAGCAAUGGAGGUUGAUGGGCAACAGGACGACGUCAAGCCGCCGAUCGAAGCGGAAACGAUGGCCGCCGAG
Mesorhabditis spiculigera is the source of this 1104-nucleotide messenger RNA. Lineage: Eukaryota; Metazoa; Nematoda; Chromadorea; Rhabditida; Rhabditidae. The record is from the annotation of a GenBank genome assembly.